UUCUCUAUUCUCACACUCUCUCUUCCUGAUCUCACGCAUUGGUCUCGAUGUAUUAAGCAAAACAUAUAUACACACACACAUAUCUAUAUAUAUAAACCUAGAUCAAAUUUCGAGUGGGCUGGCUAUACACAUUUAUGAAAUUAAAGGCAAACUCCUAACGAUUGAGGAAGGAGCAAGGUAGUCCAAAGUUGAAAAUGUUGGCGAAAAGGUUCGCUUCUAUAUUCAAGCGCUCUUCUACUCCACAUGCUUCCAGCAAUUCGAUAAAGCCAACGGAGAAUGAGGUGAAUAAAUCCUGGGGUCGGAAAGCCGUCUCCUUUGUGCUUAUUACUGUUACUGGUGGUGUAGCUUUGAGUGCUUUAGAUGACCUUGCCAUUUAUCAUAGCUGUAGCAGCAAAGCUAUAGAGAAAGUCAGAAACAAUCAAGCAGUCAUAGAUGCUAUUGGUGAACCCAUUGAUAAAGGUCCAUGGUACAAUGCAUCACUUGCAGUAGCUCACAAGAGACACUCUCUAUCCUGCACAUUUCCAGUAUCAGGACCACAAGGCACAGGGAUCCUCCAACUGAAGGCAGUUCGUAAUGGAGAGGAUUCCUGGAUUUCUUUUCUCCGGCCUCGGGACUGGGACAUUCUGAUGAUGGAUGCUCUCCUUUAUGUUCCUGAAAACGAAGGUAAGCAGAAAACUUUGCGUAUUAAUCUCAGCGAGAAGUUUGCUCCUGCUGCUUGUGUCUCAUGCACCGACUGUCAGCCUCCAGAGACAGAGAAGAGAUGAAGUUAGCUUUUUAUGGAUAUUAUGAAACUAUUGUCAUAAUAUCCUUUAUGAAGUUGCUUUCUAUUAGUUUUCUGUCCCGACAUGAUUUUGAGCUAACCGAAGGGUCGAAGUAUUCGUUAUCCCCACCAAAAUAAUAAUUUUCUUUGAGGUUGAGUUCAAACCGCGGUAGAAGAUUUGUUAUUAUACAACCUUGCUGACAUUAAAUGUGGCAAAGUUAUUAUGGUUAUACCGUAAAAUCCAAUUUGUAAAAGAAAAACAGUAACUAUUUAUCUGAUUUUUUUGUUCUUAUU
Molecule: messenger RNA, 1054 nt
Organism: Cucumis sativus (cucumber)
Lineage: Eukaryota; Viridiplantae; Streptophyta; Magnoliopsida; Cucurbitales; Cucurbitaceae
Exons: 4
Coding region: 195-764 (189 amino acids)
Source: RefSeq, a predicted model, not a curated record